Messenger RNA from Dendrobium catenatum, 1694 nucleotides. RefSeq names its product maltose excess protein 1-like, chloroplastic. The record is from RefSeq and is a predicted model, not a curated record. The transcript is spliced from 9 exons. Gene Ontology annotation, molecular function: maltose transmembrane transporter activity. NCBI's taxonomy places the organism in Eukaryota, Viridiplantae, Streptophyta, Magnoliopsida, Asparagales, Orchidaceae. Bases 169 to 1422 code for a protein of 417 amino acids. Gene Ontology annotation, cellular component: chloroplast envelope.
ACGUGUCCCUUCUUGUCCCAGACCCGAGAUCUACUGCCACGCGGCAAAUGAAAGUCGUCAAAUCUCGUGCUACCAGCCCCCGACGACGGCGACCCAUCCGCUUCCUCCCAGCUUCCAUCACUACCCGCUCUACAGUGCUGCAUAGCUCCCUUCGGCACACGAACACUGAUGGCUUGCGCUGCGGUGGUGCUACCGCCGCCGCCGGUGUCCAGAUACCGGCCACGGCAGCAUCUUCCAUGCUCAUUCAGAGGUUCCGCUCUUCGACGUCACUUACCAGUCUCUCCCCAUCAAAGUUCCCACCUCUGUCCGUUUUUCAUUUCCGAAUCUUCUAGAAGCCGAUACCGGCCUUUUCUACCCGAUCGACCUCUCUUUGACUGCGGCAAGCAAUCAGAGCUCUUGGUUUCCGCCACCGACUCAGGCUCGACGGCCUACUCGGCCAAGGGAUUAAAGUUCCAAGAAUGGGAUUCUCUGACUGCCAAGUUUGCCGGAGUCGCAAACGUCCCGUUCCUUCUCCUCCAGCUCCCCCAAAUCAUCCUUAACUCCCGCAAUCUCCUAUCUGGAAACACGACCGCGCUCUUCGCCGUCCCUUGGCUCGGAAUGCUUACAGGCUUAUUGGGGAACCUCUCAUUGUUGUCGUACUUCGCUAAGAAGAGGGAAACGGAGGCGGUCAUCGUCCAAACCCUUGGAGUUUUAUCGACUUAUGUCGUGAUCGUGCAGCUGGCCAUGGCCGAGGCCAUGCCCCUGCCGCAGUUCGCGGUUACAUCUGCCGUUGUUGCUUCUGGCCUUCUCAUUAACUUCUUGAAUUACUUUGGUUGGCUUCAUCAAGGGGUUUGGACUCUCUGGGAAGAUUUCAUUACAGUUGGUGGCCUCUCUGUUCUCCCUCAGGUGAUGUGGUCGACAUUUGUCCCUUUCAUCCCAAAUAGUACUUCGCCUGGUAUCAUCUCUUGUGCUGUUGCAUUUGUGGCUGUCGUGUUGGCACGUGCUGGAAAACUAUCUGAGAAAGGAACUAAAUUUGUAAGGUCAACAUCUGGUUGGACUGCUACUCUUCUCUUCAUGUGGAUGCCCGUUGCACAAAUGUGGACCAACUAUCUGAAUCCAGAAAACAUCAGAGGUUUAUCAGCUUUCUCAAUGUUGCUUGCAAUGCUUGGAAAUGGCCUUUUGGUUCCACGUGCUCUAUUUAUCCGUGAUUUGAUGUGGUUCACUGGUUCAUCUUGGGGAUCCUUUCUACAUGGGUGGGGAAAUCUGCUCUGCAUGUUCAUAUUUAACAGCAUCGGCAGGACAUUUUUCCUAGCUGCAACGUUUGGGUACUUUGCAUGGCUAGGAAUGACUCUCUGGAGGGAUUCCGUUGCUUAUGGAUACAGUUCACCAAUGAAAUCUUUGAUGGAAUUAAUUUCCGGGCCUGAAAGCAGUUCUGAUUUGUAAGCUUCUACUGCUAUUUUCUGUUAGCAGUUGGCCGUUGGUUGCUGCCUAAGUGAACAGUUGAAACUUGCUUACAAGCAUUUCAAGGUCAUACAAGUAUCAUGGAGUGAGUGCACAGUUCAUAUAUAUGGCCCAUUUGAGCAGAAAUAUUCAUAGAGCAUCAUACUUUAUCAGUCUGUUCAAAUUCUUCUUUGAUUUCCGUUUGCAGCAGCCUUUGUUUCAAGAGGUAAGUUGUAAUGAACUGAAUUUAUUUAUUUGAAUUAUUGGGAAGUAAA